CCCCCAGUCCUUUUAGUUCAAUGAUAUAGGCAUAUAUCUGUCCUCAAGAGCUACCCUCAGUUUGGCUCUCAACGGUUCCGUCCGAAUACCACAACUAAUACCUAUCGCCAUAAUCUUAUCAAAUCCCCCACUAUAAUACCAUAUUCAGCUUUGUUUCACAUUUAAAGCGCUUUUGGAGAGAAAGCGAACUAGUUACAUUGUGUCCAUUAUGAUUGCCGCUGACAACUCUUAUCUUGACAACGCUGCCCUGCCAUCAGGCGAAUCCCCGGAGUUGAUCUUAGUGCAGGCGACACCGGAGGAACGCACCGCAGCUAUAAAGCUGAAUAGUCCAGCUUGGAAGGGCCCCUUGGACCUCGAUGCGUAUAUUGCACGAGAAAAUCACUUAGCCCAGCAAGCAUUGACCGAGGAUGGCUUGACGAGUUGGUUGUUGGUCGUCCGAGGCCAACCAGAAGGGGAACGGGCAAUCCUUAGCUCCUGCGAGACAUACAAAAAGAAGGCAAUUUUGGCACAAAAUGGUAAAGUGGAACAUGUAUCCGCCCUCAGUAUCGGCAGUGUUUUCUGUCGACCUGAGUUCAGAGGCAAGGGAUAUGCGAAAAGAAUGAUGCAGGAGUUGGUCAAGAAAAUAGACGCGUGGCAAACGGAGCCCAAGACCACCAACAGAAUACCUUUCAGUGUGUUAUACUCUGAUAUCGGAAAGAAGUUCUAUGCUCAAUUUGGGUGGAUGCCCCAUCCCUCCACACACUUCAGCCUUACCCCACUACCAAAGGAUGAAUAUGAUCGGGCCAUCGUUCGAGGAAACCUUCCAAAGGCGAGGACCUUGGUUGCAGAAGAUGUGCACCGUUUCAUGUGCAACAAUGACGUGGUUCAAAAGGAGCUAGAUAUCCUUCGCAUCGCAUCUCAGAAAUCUGCGAGUGCCAAAGUAGCGGUCGUCCCGGACUUUGACCAUUUUAAGUGGCAUUGGGCAAGGGAGGAAUAUUACGCAAAGAUUCUCUUCAAGGACAGAACACUGCCACUUAUCAAGGGUGCCGGUGAUGAACAGUCCAAAGUAUACUGUGCGUGGAAUAGAAACUUCGGUGAGACUCCAGAGGAAAACACUCUGUACAUCCUGAGGUGGGUGUACGACGAGCCAACUUCACCAGAGGAAACAGAGAAAACCGCAAAAGCCAUGGCCGCAAUCAUAAGACGCGCCCAACUAGAAGCGCAUGCGUGGGGUAUGGCGAAGGUCCAGUUCUGGAAUCCAACCCCAGUGCUAGAGAGGGCUGUUUCCAUUCUAGACCCUACGGCGCAGGUCGUCCAUCGGGAACAGGACAGCGUAGCCUGCUUGAGGUGGAGUGGCGCCGAGCAAGGCAAGGAAGUUGAGUGGCUCUGGAAUGAGAAGUACGCCUGGUGCUGAAAGUCGGUCAUAUUUGCGGUUCUCGGCGAGUAAUGCAUGACAUUGAUAGAGGGGAUGACUAUCUAGAGUAAACCGGCUCAAUCAUAGAGGCGACGCUCGAGCCCUCGCGGACUUGGCUUAGCGUUUCUGGCGUUUUUGGUUCUUGAAUAGCUCGUGCCAAUUUCUUGUCUUUUUGGCUGCUGUCGCAGCACUAGCAUCCGUCGAGACAUUUUUCUUUAUCUUCUGUCGGUCAGUUCGAUAAACAAAGCAGAUCGUCGUGGGAUCUGGAUGCUUGUA
Aspergillus pseudonomiae is the source of this 1669-nucleotide messenger RNA. RefSeq lists its product as uncharacterized. NCBI's taxonomy places the organism in Eukaryota, Fungi, Ascomycota, Eurotiomycetes, Eurotiales, Aspergillaceae. The record is from RefSeq and is a predicted model, not a curated record. The transcript has a single exon. Bases 209 to 1393 code for a protein of 394 amino acids. Gene Ontology annotation, molecular function: acyltransferase activity, transferring groups other than amino-acyl groups.